AUGAGAGAUAUCAUAGAAGACAAUAAAAAGGCUGAAGUAAUGGGGCGCUUUAGUAAUGGAGGGAGUAUAACGAGUUCUCUAACUUUAUCUGAUUUCACCUUACGUAAUCAUAAAAAGGGCAUUACAGCAUUGCGGAUUAUCAAAAUGCCAUCAGUUUCUAAGGUGUCAGUCCUGCUAUCUGGUGAUAGCGAUGGCCUCUUUGUCAUCUGGGACUUGGUGACUAAAAGGCCCAUUACGUGUACACAAAUCAAAGAUCAUCCACACAUUAUAGCGUUCCAAUGGGUGGGUAGCACCGUACUGUCUAUUCUCUGCAAAGAUUCCAUGCUACGAAUGUUCAAGCUGGAAGCAUCAGCCUUAUUAUCUACGGAUUUAGUGGUUGGGGAACGUCAGUUUAAUAAAACGACGGGUUUGCAAUGGGCCCAAAUUUAUGAAAUGCCUGUAAAUACAUUAAAUUUUGCGAACUUUAUUAUGGAUUCUCAAGUCGAGUUAAAAGAUGGGAAGGAUAACGAAUCGUAUAGACUUAUCUGCUGUCAUACUAACGAUUCAGAAGCUAUAGAUAUAUACCAGAUAAUGCAAGAUCCAAAAUUCAAACUACAAAGACCUUUUGAUAAUAUUAAUUUCCCCGAAUUUUUAAAGAAGCAAAGCCUUCUAGAAAUAUUUAACGUACCCAAGGACUCCAAGUUCGGUAUUAUAAUGAAGUUGGCCAAAUUAAAUGAUAUCAUAUUUUUAGGUUUUGAAAAUGGAUUUAUAAUGGGGUUCACAACCACUUUUGAUGAGGAACUCCAGAAGGGCGUUGCGGAUUUGAUCCAUAUUUCCAAUGACCAUUACCCAAACCCAAUACUAAAUAUGUGCAUUAGCGGGGAUGAACUAUAUAGUUGUUCCACGGACGGUUUCAUAAGCAAGCACAAGUUUUCAAUAGACCUUUUAACACGGCCUGCGGCAGAAUACAUUAAAGAUGACACAUUACUGAUUAAAUGUUCUAGUACUUUGAAAGCAAGCAGACCAUCUAGAAUCGAUCUUCCCCUAAAGAACAUAAGUCACAUCGAUGUAAUAUCAGACGAUUACUUAGUCGUGAGUAAUUGGUCAGGCAAAACAAUUGUUAUAAAUGAGUAUACUUCAGAAGUCUUGCAAACUUUUGUGAAGACAAGAAACAACUUGGUCGCCAACGACAGUUCUAUCGGAGACUUAACGAAUGGUAACAACUCAAAUACCGAAUCCAGCUUGAAAUCGAAGAACUAUAAAGUGGGGUCGAUGAUCGGGCUAAAAUCUUUUGAUGUGCAAUCAGAUGGUUUGAAAGUGGGGGAACUCAGACGCAUCAAAACCUUGGCAAAAUUCAGUUGGUGUAUUAUUGGUUAUGAUGACGGUACCAUAAAACUCAAUAGACUAUAG
Molecule: messenger RNA, 1389 nt
Organism: Saccharomyces eubayanus
Lineage: Eukaryota; Fungi; Ascomycota; Saccharomycetes; Saccharomycetales; Saccharomycetaceae
Gene: ASA1
Product: Asa1p
Exons: 1
Coding region: 1-1389 (462 amino acids)
Molecular function (GO): protein binding
Source: RefSeq, a predicted model, not a curated record